Messenger RNA from Seminavis robusta, 2322 nucleotides. Lineage: Eukaryota; Bacillariophyta; Bacillariophyceae; Naviculales; Naviculaceae. The record is from the annotation of a GenBank genome assembly.
AUGGCGGAACCAAUAUCAGAGUCCCCCGAUCCCAGUGGCGGCGAUGGGGAGCCCGAGAAAAAGGAUACAAGUCCCAAACCCAAGGAAAAGAGCAAAGCGAUGAAGUCCAUGCCCUCCUUUGCCCUGCCGUCAUCACUGGCCAACCUGUCCGUGGCGGAUGCCAUGAAGAAGCUUCCCUUGGCCGCUGUGAAAUCUCAUCACGAUGGCGAAGAGUUUGAAAAGGCGGUCGAGCGCUGUAUUCCUUCCGAGUUCAUUCUGAUUGCCAGUCAAGACGAUGUCUCGCAAUCACAGGAAGAUUUCUUUGCCAUGGAUCACUUCAAGUUGCCUCUCCCCGACGGAAAACGAAGAUGGAGCAAGACAGAACAACCUGCCAGUGUGGCCACAUGUGCCUGGCUACAAAUGAUGUACGAGAAUCCAAAGGUUGCCGUGGCGGGGAACGACGAAGAAAAGCCAUGGAGUACCCUGGAAAUCCUAGAAGAGCUCCAGGGACGCAUCAAAAAGUGUGCCAAACUAGAUGCCAAUCCCACCAUUUCCUCGAGCCGGCCAUUGGGACCACCUCGAUUUGACAAUGGACAAUACCGACCCUAUUAUGUGGUACCGCCUGACUACACUGGUACCCGACGAGCUCUCCUCAUUGGCUGUGUCACGGGAGAAGACGAAGACAAGCCCUUGAAAGGUGCCAUUAACGAUGUCAUGAACGUGAGGCAAUUCCUAGUUACCCACUGUGGCUUUGAGCCCAACAAUGUCACUAUGCUCCAGGACAAUUACAGACUCUCGGACAAACAACAACCUACCAAACAGAAUAUUAUGAAUGCCUGGGCCACGAUGAUUGAACAAUCUGAGCCUACUGAUGUCAACUUUAUUCAAUUCUCUGGACAUGGAAGUCGCUCCGAUACCAACCUCUACAUUUUGCCCUCGGAUUACAAGGACAAUGGAAACAUCAUGGACGAUGAUAUUCUCAACGACCUCAUCAAAGCAAUGCCUUCUGGCGUGUACACGACGAUGCUUGUAGAUUGCUGCUAUUCCGGAACAGUGGGUGAACUGCCCUACAUUCUCAAGUCGGCAGCCUCGAAACAAGAGAUCGAAAAGAGGGCCAACUUUUACUCGGGAUCCGAGUCGGCUGCUGCUGGCACUGCUACUACCAAACCGGAAAAGACAACGGACAAAACCAGCCAUGAAUCCAACCAAAAGAUCGGAGAGUUCUUUGAUAUGGACACACGAGAGGAGGCCAUUGAGAAAGAAACCAAGGGAGGAGAAGAGUACCAGCUAUGGAAACAAGCUCGAAAGUUGAAAACACAAUGGAUGUACUUUGAUCAAGCAAAGCUUGCCGAGUUUUCCAAGAAAGCGGCGGAAAUGCUGGAAAAGGGUGCCAAGGUUGCCUACGAAGAAGGCUCGAAAGCGGCUGUUAUAGCCUACGAUGCCUCCAAAAAGGGUGCCAAGGUUGCCUACGUGGAAGGCUCCAAAGCUGGAGUUAUAGCCUACGAUGCCUCCAAAAAAGGUGCCAAGGUUGCCUACGUGGAAGGCUCCAAAGCUGGAGUGAUAGCCUAUGAUGCCUCCAAAAAAGGUGCCAAGGUUGCCGGCAAGAAUGCCAAGAUCGCCGCUGCCAGUGUGUCCAAGAGUGCCUCCAAAGCUGGAGUUAAAGCCUACGAUGCCUCCAAAAGUGGCGCCAGUGUUGCCGGCAAGAACGCCAAAGUCGCCGCUUCCAGUUUUUCCAAGAAUGCCUCCAAAGCUGGAGUUAAAGCCUUCGAUGCCUCAAAAAGUGGUGCCAUUGUUGCCGGCAAGAAUGCCAAGAUCGCCGCUGCCAGUUUGUCCAAGAGUGCCAAGGAGGCUGUGGCCAAGCGUAGGUCUGAUGGCGGCAAAGGAAUCGCAACUUCCUCCGCCCACAGCACCGCCUCGACGUCGAGCAACUCCACAAAGAAGGUCUCUGAAGGCGCCAAGGAAGCGGCCAAAUCGGUAUCCAGUGCCACCAGCAAAGCAGCUAGUGUGGCUUCCGAUGGUGCUUCGAAAGCGGCUAGUGCAGCCUCUGAUGCUUCCAAAAAAGCUGCAGCGGCAUUCAGUAAGUUCAAGGCGUCAAAUUCUCUCAAAUCGCCGUUUGGCAAGAAGAAGAGCUCCAACAAGUCAAAAGAGGAAGGCAAGUCAAAAGAGGAAGGCAAGUCAAAAGAGGAAGGCAAGUCAAAUGAGGAAUGCGAGUCAAAAGAGGAAGACAAGUCAAAUGAGGAAGGCAAGUCAAAAGAGGAAGACAAGUCAAAUGAGGAAGACAAGUCAAAUGAGGAGGGCAAGUCAAAUGAGGAAGGCAAGUCAGAAGAAGAAGGGAAUAGUUGA